Molecule: messenger RNA, 1558 nt
Organism: Cataglyphis hispanica
Lineage: Eukaryota; Metazoa; Arthropoda; Insecta; Hymenoptera; Formicidae
Product: fructose-bisphosphate aldolase-like
Exons: 7
Biological process (GO): glycolytic process; fructose 1,6-bisphosphate metabolic process
Cellular component (GO): cytosol
Molecular function (GO): fructose-bisphosphate aldolase activity
Source: RefSeq, a predicted model, not a curated record
AUUUUUAUCCUCGAAAAUCCUCGAAAAUUCGCGUGGAAUGUGAAAUACUUCAUCUCCUCCCGCUCCAGGAUUCAUCCACCAUCAUCUCUUUUGCAUACUUCGCUCCUCGCGAAAUAUAUUUUCCUGAUUUCAUCAUCCGCAAAAUGUGCCAAACUCGAUCCUGCCAUCUGUUUGGAAUUACAAAAGAUCAUCGAGACGAUCACCGCACCUGGAAAAGGAUUAUUAGCCUGCGACGAGACACCGGCGAGUCUGGAACAAAGAUUCCAAGAGCUCGGUAUAGAAAACACCGAAGUUACGAGAUGUGCUUAUCGAGAGAUGCUGUUUUCUGCGGAUAAGUCUCAACUCUCGCGAUAUAUAAGCGGCGUGAUUCUGCAUCACGAAACAAUCUAUCAGAAAACGUCGAAAGAUAUAGAAUUUGUCGAGUUUUUACGUCAAAGGAACAUUGUAGCCGGCAUCAAGGUCGAUCGAGGCCUGGUGCCGCUUCUAGGUACCGAGGACGAGAAAACUACACAAGGUUUGGAUGACCUACGGGAAAAUUGUAUUCGCUACAAAAAAGAUGGCUGCCAUUUUGCCAAGUGGAGAUGCGUCUUUUCAAUUUCGGAACGAUGUCCUAGUCAAUUGGCGAUGAACACCAAUGCAAACGUUCUUGCGAGAUUUGCCAACAUUUGCCAGAGCGCGCGAAUGGUUCCCAUAGUGGAACCGGAAAUAUUGAGCAAUGGCGAAUAUGAUAUAAAUCAAGCCCUGCGAGUUCACGAAGAGAUGUUGUCCACUUUAUUUCAUACAUUAAACGAACAUCAUGUAUAUCUCGAAGGGAUGAUUUUGAAGCCAUCAAUGGUGUGGUCGGGAAUUCAAAAACCCACAAGAUGCACAUCGCAGAUCGUUGCUGAGUAUACAUUAAAAGCAUUACGAAGAACAGUUCCUGCAGCAAUUCCGGCAAUUUUUUUUCUGAGCGGUGGUCAAAGUGACGAAGAAUCUGUGCUAAAUCUUAACGCAAUUAACAUGCAUGAUGAUAAGAAACCGUGGAGACUCAGUUUCUGUUACGGACGUGCUCUGCAGAAUUCAGCAAUGAAAAUUUGGAAAAACAACCCGGAGAAUAUAAAUCAGGCUCAAACCGUCUUCCUUGCAAGAGCCAAAUUAUGCUCCGAAGCGUCUUUAGGAGAGUUACAAUUUGGGGAGAACGACAGGCUCAUUCAAAAUAUCAAUGAUAUCUUUUGAUCAAUGAUGCAAUGAGAAUAAAAGUCCGAAGAAAUCGUAUCACUUAGAGUUCACUGGCACAUUAUAAGAAUGCAAAGCGACAAGAAUCUGUCAACCUCAUUUUGUCAAUGGAUAUUUAUCACUCAUGAUAGGACACUUUGACGAAUAUAAAAAGGGAGACAUGUUCCGACGAUAUUAACACACGCAUCACACGAUACUAAUGGAUACAUCAAUCUUUAAUAAUGUUUGGAAAAUGUGCUCGUCAAUUUCGGUGAAUGUCGAGCAAGGUGCCCUUGAGUGACCUUUAAAGCAGCGGUUCUCAGCGCAAAGCUCUUGUACUUGGACUUGUCUGUCUAUGUACUAG